AUGUUUCACAGUCUCUGCUGUCUCCAUGGAGACGGCCCCCACCGCCUCCUCUCCUCCUCUGCAGCUCUGAGGCUAAAGCUCGGGGACCUAAAUCACCAACAAACAAGGAUCUACAAGUGUGCGCUUCUUGUGCGCGUGCGCGUUUGUUGGGGUGUGCAGACGGUGAGGACUUCCCCAGACAGAGAGCUCUCAAAACUGGGCUUUGAGUGGACCGUUCACAGCCUAAGAACCAGGGGUCCUUUUCUACCAGUCUCCAGCGUUCUGGGCAGUGUUCUGGACAGUGUUCUGGACAGUGUUCUGGACAGUGUUCUGGACAGCGUUCUGGACAGCGUUCUGGGCAGUGUUCUGGACAGUGUUCUGGACAGCGUUCUGGGCAGUGUUCUGGACAGUGUUCUGGACAGUGUUCUGGACAGCGUUCUGGACAGCGUUCUGGACAGCGUUCUGGACAGCGUUCUGGACAGUGUUCUGGGCAGCGUUCUGGACAGCGUUCUGGACAGCGUUCUGGACAGCGUUCUGGACAGCGUUCUGGACAGUGUUCUGGGCAGUGUUCUGGGCAGUGUUCUGGGCAGUGUUCUGGGCAGCGUUCUGGGCAGGGUUCUGGACAGCGUUCUGGACAGCGUUCUGGACAGCGUUCUGGACAGCGUUCUGGACAGCGUUCUGGACAGCGUUCUGGGCAACGUUCUGGGCAGCGUUCUGGGCAGCGUUCUGGACAACGUUCUGGACAGCGUUCUGGGCAGCGUUCUGGACAGCGUUCUGGACAGCGUUCUGGACAGUGUGCUGGGCAGCGUUCUGGACAGCUUUCUGGACAGUGUUCUGGGCCGUGUUCUGGGCAGCGUUCUGGGCAGCGUUCUGGACAGUGUUCUGGACAGUGUUCUGGGUAGCGUUCUGGACAGUGUUCUGGACAGUGUUCUGGACAGUGUUCUGGGAAGCGUUCUGGGCAGGGUUCUGGACAGUGUUCUGGACAGUGUUCUGGACAGCGUUCUGGGCAGCGUUCUGGACAGUGUUCUGGGCAGCGUUCUGGACAGCGUUCUGGACAGCGUUCUGGACAGUGUUCUGGACAGCGUUCUGGACAGUGUUCUGGGCAGUGUUCUGGGCAGCGUUCUGGACAGUGUUCUGGACAGUGUUCUGGGCAGCGUUCUGGAGAGCGUUCUGGACAGCGUUCUGGGCAGCGUUCUGGACAGCGUUCUGGACAGCGUUCUGGACAGCGUUCUGGACAGUGUUCUGGACAGUGUUCUGGACAGUGUUCAGUGUGCGCUUCUUGUGCGCGUGCGCGUUUGUUGGGGUGUGCAGACGGUGAGGACUUCCCCAGACAGAGAGCUCUCAAAACUGGGCUUUGAGUGGACCGUUCACAGCCUAAGAACCAGGGGUCCUUUUCUACCAGUCUCCAGCGUUCUGGGCAGUGUUCUGGACAGUGUUCUGGACAGCGUUCUGGGCAGUGUUCUGGACAGUGUUCUGGACAGUGUUCUGGACAGCGUUCUGGACAGCGUUCUGGACAGUGUUCUGGGCAGCGUUCUGGACAGCGUUCUGGACAGCGUUCUGGACAGCGUUCUGGACAGUGUUCUGGACAGUGUUCUGGGCAGUGUUCUGGGCAGUGUUCUGGACAGUGUUCUGGGCAGCGUUCUGGGCAGGGUUCUGGACAGCGUUCUGGGCAGCGUUCUGGACAGCGUUCUGGACAGUGUUCUGGACAGUGUUCUGGACAGCGUUCUGGACAGCGUUCUGGACAGUGUUCUGGACAGUGUUCUGGGCAGCGUUCUGGACAACGUUCUGGACAGCGUUCUGGGCAGCGUUCUGGGCAGCGUUCUGGACAGCGUUCUGGACAGUGUGCUGGGCAGCGUUCUGGACAGCUUUCUGGACAGUGUUCUGGACAGUGUUCUGGGCAGCGUUCUGGACAGCUUUCUGGACAGUGUUCUGGACAGUGUUCUGGGUAGCGUUCUGGACAGUGUUCUGGACAGUGUUCUGGGAAGCGUUCUGGGCAGGGUUCUGGACAGCGUUCUGGACAGUGUUCUGGACAUUGUUCUGGGCAGCGUUCUGGACAGUGUUCUGGGCAGCGUUCUGGACAGCGUUCUGGACAGCGUUCUGGACAGUGUUCUGGACAGCGUUCUGGACAGUGUUCUGGACAGUGUUCUGGGCAGCGUUCUGGGCAGGGUUCAGGACAGCGUUCUGGACAGUGUUCUGGACAGGGUUCUGGACAGCGUUCUGGACAGCGUUCUGGACAGUGUUCUGGACAGUGUUCUGGGCAGCGUUCUGGACAGCGUUCUGGACAGUGUUCUGGACAGUGUUCUGGACAGUGUUCUGGGCAGUGUUCUGGGCAGCGUUCUGGACAGUGUUCUGGACAGUGUUCUGGACAGUGUUCUGGACAGUCUGGACAGUGUUCUGGACAGUGUUCUGGGCAGCGUUCUGGGCAGGGUUCUGGACAGCGUUCUGGGCAGCGUUCUGGACAGCGUUCUGGACAGUGUUCUGGACAGGGUUCUGGACAGCGUUCUGGACAGCGUUCUGGACAGUGUUCUGGACAGUGUUCUGGGCAGCGUUCUGGACAGCGUUCUGGACAGUGUUCUGGACAGUGUUCUGGGCAGUGUUCUGGACAGUGUUCUGGGCAGUGUUCUGGGCAGCGUUCUGGACAGUGUUCUGGACAGUGUUCUGGGCAGCGUUCUGGAGAGCGUUCUGGACAGCGUUCUGGACAGCGUUCUGGACAGCGUUCUGGACAGCGUUCUGGACAGCGUUCUGGACAGCGUUCUGGACAGUGUUCUGGACAGUGUUCAGUGUGCGCUUCUUGUGCGCAUGCGCCUGUGCGUUUGUUGGGGUGUGCAGACGGUGAGGACUUCCCCAGACAGAGUCUCCAGCGUUCUGGGCAGUGUUCUGGACAGUGUUCUGGACAGUGUUCUGGGCAGCGUUCUGGACAGUGUUCUGGACAGUGUUCUGGGCAGCGUUCUGGGCAGGGUUCUGGACAGCGUUCUGGACAGUGUUCUGGACAGUGUUCUGGGCAGCGUUCUGGACAGCGUUCUGGACAGUGUUCUGGACAGUGUUCUGGGCAGUGUUCUGGACAUGUUCUGGACGGUUCUGGGCAGGGUUCUGGACAGGGUUCUGGACAGCGUUCUGGACAGUGUUCUGGACAGUGUUCUGGGCAGCGUUCUGGACAGCGUUCUGGGCAGCGUUCUGGAUAGUGUUCUGGACAGUGUUCUGGACAGUGUUCUGGACAGCGUUCUGGACAGUGUUCUGGGCAGCGUUCUGGACAGUGUUCUGAGCAGCGUUCUGGACAGUGUUCUGGACAGUGUUCUGGACAGCGUUCUGGACAGUGUUCUGGGCAGCGUUCUGGACAGCGUUUUGGGCAGCGUUCUGGAUAGUGUUCUGGACAGCGUUCUGGACAGUGUUCUGGACAGCGCUCUGGACAGUGUUCUGGGCAGCGUUCUGGACAGUGUUCUGGGCAGCGUUCUGGACAGCGUUCUGGACAGUGUUCUGGACAGCGCUCUGGACAGUGUUCUGGGCAGCGCUCUGGACAGUGUUCUGGACAGCGCUCUGGACAGUGUUCUGGGCAGCGUUCUGGACAGUGUUCUGGACAGUGUUCUGGACAGUGUUCUGGGCAGCGUUCUGGACAGUGUUCUGGACAGUGUUCUGGGCAGCGUUCUGGACAGUGUUCUGGACAGUGUUCUGGACAGUGUUCUGGACAGUGUUCUGGGCAGCGUUCUGGACAGCGUUCUGGGCAGCGUUCUGGAUAGUGUUCUGGACAGUGUUCUGGACAGUGUUCUGGACAGCGUUCUGGACAGUGUUCUGGGCAGCGUUCUGGACAGUGUUCUGGGCAGCGUUCUGGGCAGCGUUCUGGACAGCGUUCUGGGCAGCGUUCUGGACAGUGUUCUGGACAGUGUUCUGGACAGUGUUCUGGACAGCGUUCUGGACAGUGUUCUGGGCAGCGUUCUGGACAGUGUUCUGGGCAGCGUUCUGGACAACGUUCUGGGCAGCGUUCUGGAUAGUGUUCUGGACAGCGUUCUGGACAGUGUUCUGGGCAGCGUUCUGGACAGUGUUCUGGACAGUGUUCUGGACAGUGUUCUGGACAGUGUUCUGGGCAGCGUUCUGGACAGUGUUCUGGGCAGCGUUCUGGAUAGUGUUCUGGACAGCGUUCUGGACAGUGUUCUGGACAGCGUUCUGGACAGUGUUCUGGGCAGCGUUCUGGACAGUGUUCUGGGCAGUGUUCUGGACAGUGUUCUGGACAGCGUUCUGGACAGUGUUCUGGACAGCGUUCUGGACAGUGUUCUGGGCAGCGUUCUGGGCAGCGUUCUGGACAGUGUUCUGGGCAGCGUUCUGGACAGCGUUCUGGGCAGCGUUCUGGACAGUGUUCUGGACAGUGUUCUGGGCAGCGUUCUGGACAGCGUUCUGGGCAGCGUUCUGGAUAGUGUUCUGGACAGUGUUCUGGACAGUGUUCUGGACAGCGUUCUGGACAGUUCUGGGCAGCGUUCUGGGCAGCGUUCUGGACAGCGUUCUGGGCAGCGUUCUGGACAGCGUUCUGGACAGUGUUCUGGACAGUGCACGAGCAGCGCCUCACGAGCAGCGCCUCACGAGCAGCGCCUCACGAGCAGCGCCUCACGAGCAGCGCGUCUUCGAGCGUUUUGCGCGUUUGGUGCGGCGCGUUUUGAGAUUUCGAGCGUCUUGACAGGCGUGAAGCGCGUGACCCGCGGAUGA
Molecule: messenger RNA, 4671 nt
Organism: Knipowitschia caucasica
Lineage: Eukaryota; Metazoa; Chordata; Actinopteri; Gobiiformes; Gobiidae
Source: the annotation of a GenBank genome assembly